This is a messenger RNA of Sceloporus undulatus (fence lizard), 2844 nucleotides long. RefSeq names its product phosphodiesterase 11A (gene PDE11A). Bases 83 to 2740 code for a protein of 885 amino acids. Gene Ontology annotation, molecular function: 3',5'-cyclic-nucleotide phosphodiesterase activity; protein binding. Lineage: Eukaryota; Metazoa; Chordata; Lepidosauria; Squamata; Phrynosomatidae. The record is from RefSeq and is a predicted model, not a curated record. The transcript has 20 exons. Gene Ontology annotation, biological process: signal transduction.
CUUGGAGGUGGAGGCGGUGGAGGUUUUCCUGGAGCGGCACCCGGAGGUGGUGGAGAAGUGGCUCCAGGGCAGGAGGAGGAGGAUGAAGGACUCUCUCUCUGGCCCUGAGGGCGAGGAGGCUCCUGCUCCUCCUCCUGCUGCUCCUCCUACUCCUCAGGUGAGCACAGAGGUCCCUUUGCAGCAGCAGCCUCAGCCUCACCGGGCCUCCUCUGGGCAGGAGCUUCGCCGUAGCUUCGCGCGUUCCAGGGCCAGCCACGUGCACCUGACCUAUGAUGAGCACGUGCGGAACAGGGCCCAGGAGCAGGAGCAGCUGGAGCAAGGUCAGCAGGGGCAGGGUCCUGGGAGCGCGAGGCGGAGGGCUCUGCUGCGCAAGGCCAGCUCCCUGCCUCCAACGGCAGCCCACAUCCUGAGUGCCCUGCUGGAGUCCCGGGUGCACCCGCCACACUACCCUCCGCCGGCCCUGGACCACAAGCGGCGGCUGAAGGGGCUCAGCGAGCGGCAGUUCUUCCUGGAGCUGGUCAAGGACAUCUCCAACGAGUUGGACCUGGGCACCCUCAGCUACAAGAUCCUUCUCUUCGUCUGCCUCUUGGUCGACGCCGACCGGGGCUCCCUCUUCUUGGUGGAGAAUGCAGCACCAGCAGCAACAUCAGGGGCCACCUCAGGCCAGAAGAGGAAGAAGAGCCUGGUCUCUAAGGUCUUCGACGUCCACGCUGGCACCCCUUGGCUCCCUUGCCAAGAGGACUCCAACGAGGUGCAGGUGCCCUGGGGGAAGGGCAUCAUCGGCUAUGUGGCCCAGCACGGCACCACCGUCAACAUCCCCGACGCCUACCAGGACCACCGCUUUAAUGAUGAGAUUGACAAAUUGACAGGAUACAAGACGAAGUCGUUGCUUUGCAUGCCCAUAAGAAACAGUGAUGGUGAGAUUAUUGGAGUUGCACAAGCAAUAAAUAAAACUCCUGGAGGUGCUCCUUUUACUGACGAUGAUGAAAAAGUAAUGGAAAUGUAUCUUCCAUUUUGUGGGAUUGCUAUUUCUAAUGCUCAGCUGUUUGCUGCUUCCAGGAAGGAGUAUGAUAGAAGCAGGGCCUUGCUGGAGGUGGUUAAUGACCUCUUUGAAGAACAGACAGACUUAGAGAAAAUUGUGAAGAAAAUUAUGCAUCGAGCCCAGACUCUCCUAAAGUGUGAGCGCUGCUCAGUAUUGCUUCUCGAAGACAUUGAAUCACCAGUGGUGAAAUUUACCAAAUCUUUUGAGCUGAUGUCUCCAAAAUGCAGCGCAGAUACAGAGAACAGUUUCAAAGACAGUUUGGAGAAACCAUCUUCAUCUUAUUCAGACUGGCUAAUAAAUAAUAGCAUUGCUGAACUUGUAGCCUCCACGGGCCUCCCAGUGAACAUCAGUGAUGCAUAUCAAGAUCCUCGCUUUGAUGCAGAAGCUGACCAGAUUUCUGGUUUUCAUAUAAGAUCUGUUCUUUGUGUCCCUAUAUGGAAUAGCAGUCACCAGAUAAUUGGUGUAGCUCAAGUGCUGAAUAGGCUUGAUGGGAAACCUUUUGAUGAUGCUGAUCAGAGACUUUUUGAGGCUUUUGUUAUAUUUUGUGGCUUGGGCAUCAACAAUACUAUAAUGUAUGACCAAGUGAAGAAAUCCUGGGCAAAGCAAUCUGUGGCUCUUGAUGUGCUGUCUUACCAUGCAACAUGUUCAAAGGCAGAAGUGGAUAAAUUCAAGGCAGCAAGCAUUCCACUUGUGACAGAGCUUGGCAUAGAUAACAUCCAUUUUGAUGACUUCUCCCUCGACACGGAUGCUAUGAUAGCUGCAGCCCUCCGGAUGUUCAUGGAGCUUGGAAUGGUUCAGAAAUUUAAAAUUGACUAUGAGACACUGUGUAGGUGGCUUUUGACAGUGAGGAAGAAUUACCGAAUGGUACUCUAUCACAACUGGAGGCAUGCUUUCAAUGUUUGCCAACUAAUGUUUUCCAUGUUAACUACUGCAGGAUUACAGGAGAUUCUGACAGAAAUUGAAAUUUUAGCUUUGAUUGUGGGAUGUUUAUGCCAUGACCUUGACCACAGAGGAACCAACAAUGCAUUUCAAGCCAAGAUUGGAUCCGCUUUGGCUCAACUCUAUGGGACCUCUGCUACAUUGGAGCACCAUCAUUUUAACCAUGCUGUCAUGAUUCUUCAGAGUGAGGGUCACAACAUCUUUGCUAACUUGUCCUCCAAGGAUUACAGUGACCUUAUGCAGCUUCUGAAGAAGUCAAUAUUGGCAACAGACCUCACUCUCUAUUUUGAGAAGAGAACUGAAUUUUUUGAACUUGUCAAUAAGGGUGACUACAACUGGAACAUUAAAUCUCAGAGAGAGAUAUUUCGAUCAAUGCUAAUGACAGCCUGUGACCUUGGAGCUGCGACCAAACCAUGGGAGAUUUCAAGACAGGUAGCUGAACUGGUAACCAGUGAGUUCUUUGAACAAGGAGACAGAGAGAGAUCUGAGCUCAAACUCACACCUUCCGCUAUUUUUGAUCGGAACAGGAAAGAUGAACUGCCUCGAUUGCAGCUGGAAUGGAUUGAUAGCAUCUGCAUGCCUCUCUAUCAGGCUUUAGUAAAAGUAAAUGGAAAACUGAAGCCCAUGCUGGAUUCAGUGGUGGCCAAUAGAAGGAAGUGGGAGGAAAUGCACCAAGCCAGACUGCUUUCCAAGUCAGCAGCAACAACCUCAUCCUCUUCUUCAUCCCACUUUGCCAAGUCUCAGGAGGACAUAAAUUAAGUUGGCACCUGUUUCCUGAUGUUAGGAUAAAACUUACCAGAAAGGCUGGUGAAAGCUUAGUCUCAUACAUUUAACUGAACAAAAACAAACAUGCUAUCACAAAC